AUGAAGGAGAAAAAGAAGAGAAUUCAAGCCUUGAGGUUGCAGACAUGUGGGGGUUACAUCAACGAGCGAAAGCUAGAACAUCGAACUAUGGUCCACAGAAAGUUCCUUGAGUUAUCAAACCUUAAAACGGGUAGGUAUGGUAUGGUACCUGCUGAGGGUAUUGAGGGUAGAGGAACCUUCAUGAUCUUCUCGGCCCACAUCAUCACUGUCAAGGCUGAUGCUAACUGCUUUAAGAAAGAUCGUUGA
Molecule: messenger RNA, 246 nt
Organism: Sclerotinia sclerotiorum 1980 UF-70
Lineage: Eukaryota; Fungi; Ascomycota; Leotiomycetes; Helotiales; Sclerotiniaceae
Exons: 3
Coding region: 1-246 (81 amino acids)
Source: RefSeq, a predicted model, not a curated record